Messenger RNA from Spirodela intermedia, 1125 nucleotides. The record is from the annotation of a GenBank genome assembly. Lineage: Eukaryota; Viridiplantae; Streptophyta; Magnoliopsida; Alismatales; Araceae.
AUGUUCCGCAGGAGAGGGUUUCUGUCCUUGCCAAUGGUGGUGGGUGCGGUCGUGUGAGUUCCUCCCCCACUUCAUGCCAACGCCAUUUUACGUUUUCCAAGUCGGGUUUUGGGUUUCUGAUCCUCUUGCGCGCGAUCCUUCCAAUGAAUGUUUCGUUCACCUGAGAGCUUCAUCGUCCAUCUGGGUCGAUAGUUCCGGGGAUUAUUUCUUCGUCGUUUCUUCGAGGAAUCUUGUUUCCGAACCUCUCAAAUAGCAAGGGAGAUCUCUCCGUAGCCCUCGCUGUGGAGAUCGUCCCAGAUCGUAUGAGCUGUUACUAGCAGAGCAUGUUCUUCGAGAAUUGAAUGGGGCUGAUUGAACAUCUCGUGCUGGGUCCAUAACCUAGCUCGUCUGCUCCUCAAUCCACAUCAUUCCUUUCAAUUUUGAACUAAGAUCUUGGUAGUUUGCUUUCUCACCGAAGAGAUCUACAUCGAGUGACCCAUAAAGCAGAACUGCUCAAAGUUUGCUGCAUACGAACAACUGUUCCUCGAAUCUUCUGAUUUUUCUGACGAGAUUUGAGUUUUUCAAUAAACUGAAGAACGGCAAGCUCGAUAUGCUGUUAUUGUUUUUUCCUUUUUACCAAUGAUAUGAAAAUAUUGCGCAAGAUCAAGUGCAUCUCGAGAGUAUUGCCAUGCAUGUGACGUUGCCAAUGUGCCUCGUCUCUAAAUACCGUGAUGCAUCUACUGAGGAGGAUAUAAUAUAAUUUUCUGGCCUCUCGCCAGCUUUACUUCAACCCCGGUGCCAAGAGCAUAGCCACGAUUACAUUGGAUAGGAGGGGGCUUGGAGAAGGCCUUUUAAAGCUUGGUGGAAAGCCUGCCGCUGCUUCAGACCCUGAUUAGACCUCGCACUUACAUGUCCUGUAGCAUCUUAACGACGAGUUUCUAAAUCAGCCCAAAAUUUAACUUCUCCUUUGGUUAAUUGACCGGAACUUCUUUGGUGAAAAAUGAGUGAAAUAGCUUGUCCUGAAAGUUGUUUGCUUGUAGGAUUGGCGUGGUAUCUGGAAAAGCCAUAUUUGGACCCCCUCUCGAGGAGUACUGGGCAAAAAAGCUCCAAGAGGAGGCAGCAAAAGAGGGCUCCAGCAAAGCUUAG